Messenger RNA from Salvelinus fontinalis (brook trout), 8630 nucleotides. RefSeq names its product forkhead box protein P4-like. Lineage: Eukaryota; Metazoa; Chordata; Actinopteri; Salmoniformes; Salmonidae. Gene Ontology annotation, molecular function: DNA-binding transcription repressor activity, RNA polymerase II-specific; RNA polymerase II cis-regulatory region sequence-specific DNA binding. Gene Ontology annotation, cellular component: nucleus. The record is from RefSeq and is a predicted model, not a curated record. Gene Ontology annotation, biological process: regulation of transcription by RNA polymerase II.
CAAACUGUCCCCCAACAUAUCCUCAACCAACACACAACCCGAGUAAUUCAUCACUGAUUUACCAGCGAACGAGCGAGCGACAGACGGGAUGCCAAAAACUGAAUCGAGUAUCGUCAUUGGGACUUGUGGAGGGGUUAGGAUCUGAAUAACAGCGAGAUAGCAGGAUCAAAACAGAGUAAGGGGAGGCCACGAACAGCUCCGUGCUUUCUCUCCAUCAACUUCCCGGAGGGCUGCGCAUGCAGCCUGUGUGUGAGUUAGUGAAACUAGCUAGUCUAGUAUUGUUCUGACUUCACUACAGUGCCCACUCCGAGAGAGAGAGAGAGGACGCACAACAAAAGGGAAAGAAAGGAAGCAAGGACGGACUAAUUAUAACGAACACGGUUGUAGUUGAACGUAAUGGUUCUGCGAUACCAAUCUUAGAUCCCAAGAUUGAUCAGUUUUAGUUCUGUUUGGUUUGCGUCUUUGUCGCCGAGAGUGGACUCGCCGGGUGGUGUUGCGCCGAGCUGAAACGGGGCUGUCCACAUGGUCCAACCACUGGUGUGAAAGUUGACUUCUUCAGAAUUCAAGAACAGGUGCCACGUGAUGAUGGUGGAAUCAGCCUCUGAGACCACUCGAACUACGCCCUCCAAUCAGAACGGAGUCAGCAGCCUCAGCAGCCAUUCGGACGGCGGGGGAGGGAGAGAAGGCGGGUCCAACGGGGACACCAAUGGGGAGAUCAGCCAAGUGGACCUACUGCACCUCCAGCAGCAACAGGUGCCAGUGUCCAUGGCUAUGUUGACCCCUCAGAUGAUCACUCCUCAACAGAUGCAGCAGAUCCUGUCCCCUGCUCAGCUACAGGCCCUGCUGCAACAACAACAGGCCAUCAUGCUACAACAGCUACAGGAGUACUAUAAGAAGCAGCAGGAGCAGCUGCAUCUUCAGCUUCUGACUCAGCAGCAGCAGCAGCAAGCUGGGAAGCAGGCAGCCAAAGAGAGUCUCCACUCACCUGGUGUCCCAGGUCUGAGAGGAAGAAAGAGAAGCAGCACUGCUGAGGACCUCGAGGCCCGGAGGUGCUCACCCUACUGGUUAGAAUGGGUAUGGCAGCAGCAGCUAGGUAACAAGCAGUUGGCCUUCCAGCAGCAGCUCAUUCAGAUGCAGCAGCUUCAGCAGCAGCACAUCCUCAACCUGCAGAGACAAGGCCUGGUCUCCCUACAGCCCACUAACCCCAUGCAGAGCCUGCAGCAAGCCAUGUGUCCUGGGGACCUGCAGCAGCUUUGGAAGGAGGUGUCGGGGGUGCAGUCUGCAGAGGAGGCCCUGAAGCAGCAGCAGACUGGAGAGGGUCUGGACCUCAGUACCAACUCUACCUCAUCCUCCUUCCCCAAAGCAAACACACACAACACCCUGCACAGCCUGCACAACGGACAAAGCAACCACACCCCAAAGAGAGACAGAUAUAGAGACAGAGCAAGACUCUUUGAAUGGAUCUCCUCCUUCAGCAAGGCAGACCUUGGAGAUGAACACCUCAUGCCUUACACCAAAGGCGGCCCACUAUCCAGCAGCCACCACGAGGAGCAUGCAGGUUCCCAUCCUCUCUAUGGCCAUGGAGAGUGUAAAUGGCCUGGCUGUGAGGCUCUGUGUGAUGACAUGGGACAGUUCAUCAAGCAUUUGAACAAUGAGCAUGCUCUGGAUGACCGCAGCACGGCCCAGUGCAGGGUGCAGAUGCAGGUGGUCCAACAGCUGGAGAUACAGCUGUCCAAGGAGAGUGAGCGACUGCAGGCGAUGAUGACCCACCUGCACAUGCGCCCUUCGGAGCCAAAGUCUUUCAAUCAACCUCUGAACCUGGCGUCCAGUGGCUCCCUGCUGAAGAGGGAGAGCGAGGCGUACCCCGAGGGUCUACCUCACCCCCCCACCUCCGCCGCCGCCCCUAUUACCCCGGUCCGCCAGGGCCCCUCUGUCAUCAGCUCCUCCAGCCUGCACUCACACUCACACUCACACUCACACUCACACUCACACUCACACCCGCACGGCGUGGGACCCAUACGCAGGCGCAUCGCUGACAAGUUCUGCACCCCCAUCGCCUCAGGUAUACGAGAGGAGCUGGCGCAGAACUGUGAGUUCUAUAAGAAUGCUGACGUCAGACCUCCCUUCACCUACGCCUCUCUCAUACGCCACGCCAUUCUGGAGGCUCCAGACAUGCAGCUGACUCUUAAUGAGAUCUAUAACUGGUUUACGCGAAUGUUCGCCUACUUCAGGAGAAACACAGCCACAUGGAAGAAUGCUGUGCGCCACAACCUGAGUCUGCAUAAGUGUUUUGUGAGGGUGGAGAAUGUGAAGGGGGCCGUGUGGACGGUGGACGAAGUGGAAUACCAAAAGAGAAGACCACCAAAGAUGACUGGGAGUCCUACUCUGGUGAAGAAUAUGAUUUCAGGCCUGGGCUUCGGUUCCCUAAACGCCAGCUACCAGGCGGCCCUUGCAGAGAGCAGUCUGACUCUGCUGAACAGCCAGGGCCUGGUUAACCCCUCCUCUGCCGCCAGCCUCAACAUGCUACACGGGAUGGGUCACAAUGACGUCAGCUCCACUGUGGAACAGGUCAACAGCAACGGCAGCUGCAGCCCUACACUCAGCCCACAGCAGUAUGGACACCAGAUCCAUGUGAAGGAGGAGCCCACUGAGGUUGAGGAGGACAGACGCUCCGUGUCGCUCAUGGCAACUAUCACUCAUGGCAACAUGGCAUUGCCUAGCGAUCGAGAUGACCGAGAUUUGGAGGAUGAGCUUCCAACCGACGAGCUGGAGUAGGAUUGGAAGAGCUUAACCAGUGGGCGGGACUUUGAGGUUUAAUCCCGCCCCCUCCAUUGGAGGGAAGAGAAAUUAUGACACAUAAAAAAGAAGAUAUAGAGUUUUUUUUUUUUAAGUAUGAUUACUUUUAAAGCAAGAAACCAACAACAAUGAGAAACUUCAAACAGGGUUAGACCUCCGUUAUGUACCGAUGCAAAAAUAACACUCUGGAGCAUUGCUUUAUCCCCACAGGUUUUCACCCACCUCACCCAAACCUUCCUCCCCCACCCUAUGAGCAGCGUAUUGCCAGAGAGACAGCUCUCAGUGGUGAUAUGGAGGCCCCUCUUCUCUUCUCCUCUGUCCUCCUCUCCCUGCUGAUUGUGACAGAUGGUCUAUCCACCCUACAGUCCUUUAGUGCUGGUAGUUUGAUGUUCACACCAGUUAAAUAUACACACAGGUGUGUGUGAGGGAGAGUGUAGAGACACACACACACCAGAUCAUGUAAUAUAGUUUGGAACAGUCACCAGGAUGUGUAUACUUCUCCUCCGAUCCUGUCAGUCGCUUUUUAUUUUCUUCUGUUAACUGAGAGAGAAGGAAAGACAGUUGUAGUUUUCUCAAAGAUUACCCCACAUCUGCUCACACAUCAGAAACCAAGCGUGCAAGCCAGUCAGUGAUCCAUAGGUGAGACUGAGACUGAGACUGGAUGGCAGGACUCUGCAGCCCAUGCCAGACAAGACUCUCUCUCCUCCUUAUGCCAAACACAGAAUGAAGAAAUCCCUACCAAACAGAUUUCAGGAAGAGGACCCUUUGUUGCAUUAGUCCUUCUUCAUGCAUGAUAGAGUGAUGGGCCCAGGCCACCAUGGGAGAGAGAGAGGGAGGGAGGGAGCAUCCACACAGCGAUAUCUGAAUAAAAUGGUUGAUGAUUAUGGAAUACAAAAAAUGUUACAUCCAAAAAGUGGUUUCUUUUUCACAUCUUUUUUUAUUUGAUGGUUUCUUUGUUUAUUUUUUAGGGUCAAUAUUUCCAUGGUGAUAUAAUUCUGUUUCAAAGUGUAUUUUGUAGUUUUUUGGUUUUUAUUGACUCUGCUGGUUCACACCAUUCUAUACUAGUAUUGUCAGCAAAGAAAGCGUUGUUCCAAAAUACCCAACCCACCCUCCGCUGAAUACCUUUCUGUGUGUCUGGGUGUGCCCGUUUAGAUGGCAGGAGAUUGAGAAUAGCACUUAGGAUCUGGGGCCUCAGCUCCUGAGAACACUCACUCAUUAUCCCCACAGUUUAUCAUACAUUUGUAUUAUUCCUUUUCAACUCAUUCCUUUUGAUUUUAUCUUCUCGUAGUUAGUUGAGAAACAUCAGCUGUGAUACAAAGCAAUGCUUUAAAAAAUAUAUUAUUACGGUCAGAGAAUACCUCAUCCCACAAAGGUUCCAUCUGGAACUGUGUCCAAAAUGUUAAAGAAAUAAGGGGAAUUCUUUCUGCGGGACACCAAAAUGUGGCAACUCAGUUUCAGUUCAAAGUUCUAUUGUUACUAUAGUUACUGUAUAGAAGCUAUCUGCAAUUCACUGUGUGAGUUGGACUAAAAGAAUAGCACGUGAGAUUACAAAUCUUUUGUUUUCAGUGAGCAUAAAAGCAUUACCUUCUCUGCAGUGCCAUACCAAAUUUAAACACAUUAUUUUAAUGUAUCUUCUGCUUUUUUCCCUUUUUAUUUUUGUUACAGGUAACCAAAGAAAUGUGUAGAAAACCAAAAACCCUGUAGUUUAUUUCCCCUUUUGAGUUUUUCCUCUAAAGAACUGGCCAGAAGACAACCAACACCUGAAAUCUAAGUUAUCAUUGUAUUAUCGUAACUCCUGCGUUGAAUUUGUUCAUGACAGUACUGACCAUUCCAAAAACCAAAGUAUAAAAUGCAAAAUAGAAUUUGGUGAUGUUAAAAGCUUUUUACAUACGUGUUAACUGGUGCGAAUGACGACUCACGUUAGGUGUGCUGUGGUAGAAGGCCAAAAACAGUAUUAACAAACAGCCUCUUGCAGUUCCUUGGAUAAAGAAAGAAAGCGCUGAGGAUUUAAAUGUGUAUCUCUCCAUGCUCAGGCUACCUGUGUUUCAAACACAACCCUAAGAGAGGCUCCGCUGUGGGCAGGCCUAAGAUGGGCUUUACAGUUAAAGAUGGCAAAUCAUUAUCUUACCCUCAUAAGGCACUUGAACACAACAUUUAUCUCCCUUUAUGUGACACUAGAAGCCAGCAAAAAAAAAAAACUGUGGGCUGUUGUCAGUUGUCCAUUAACCGGGAUACCGGGCCAGAAAAAGACAUUGUUAUUGCACUGCAAUAAUGCAUGUUUGGAUUCAUUUCCUCAGCCAAAACAAUGCUUUCAUUGUGAAACUCAACACUAUCAAUUCAAACAUCCCUUCUUGCUAUGCAGCAGAAUGUUAUCUUCUUGAGCCGGGUACCAGUUAGACUGAAUAACGAACGGUUUAGCCGUGAACGGUUUAGCCGUGAACGGUUUACUUACUGUACCUUCUGUACUGCUCACCUACAGUAUACUCUAGCAGACACAACAGUUUAACAAAUACCAAAAAGGACAAGUGUUAUAAUACAUAGGAACAAUGAUAAUUGUUGACUCCUAUAUUGUCUUCAUGCUCUCACAUUGCUAUAGAAACCCCUUCAUAUCCCCAGUCUCAGAUGUGCUGUGAGGAGUUGUGAUGAAGACCGUUUGAAGCUGGCUGUCAUCCCAAACAUCACACCAAUGGACAGGGGGGGCUGUUCAGAACAGACAUACCAUUAUGACCACUUGUGAUACAGCAAAGAGGGAACAACUGACAAACGACAAAAUCAUACCAAUGUAGAAGGAACACGCCAAGGGGCAUGUCAACGUAUGUAUUGUUUUCUAAAACAACAUUCGGGGAAGUUUUGUCAAAUCAACUCUUCACUUCAGACCAUUUGCUUUCUUUUUUAAAUAGAGGAGUCUUUGUAUUAACUUCCUGUGUAAAACAGCACUGUCUCCUGUCUAAGUAGGGUUCUGAUGCUUCACGUCAUCAGAUUGAUUUAUAACAAACAAAGUGGGAGAGGGACACCUUGAAACGAGAGUAAAAACCAAAAAUAACACUACCUCCUUUUCAAAAUGGUUCACACAAUAAAAGCAAAUGGGAGACUGGAGACCCUAAAUAUUUCUGUUUUUUUCCCCAUUCUUCCUUAAUAAUAAUAGUGAAAUAUACCAAAACACAGCUUACUGUUACUACACAUUUUGUGGGGCUGAAAAAGCUUGUCUGGCUAUCUGGACUCCAAAUUCACGAGCGUGAGCGCAAAAACAAAGAGACUUUACAACAACGCUGCACCCCGUUAAAGAUGCCUACCUCUCCUAAAACCACAGAGAACCGGUGCGUUCUGCAUCCCGUUAAAGAUGCCUACCUCUCCUAAACCACAGAGAACCGCUGCGUUCUCCUAAGAGUGAAGAGUGAAGUGGUUUAAAAGGUCUACUCUCAGCUGGGUAUUAUUGGCUGUCUCUGUGCUUUCAUUAGCAUAUGGCUCCGUGAACAGCCUCUUAAUUGGGUCCUCUAAUUGUAUGCACGCAUAUUGAUGAGCAGGCUUUGCCAGCAGCCAAUGAUAGUCCGGUUGUUAGCGGCGAUUCAAUGGGGCAGGAAGCUGAUUGUCAGGAGGGAGGAGGGGCAGAAUAUAUCAGUGCCCGGCACCCGCCAGUGGACCACACACACACUAGUGCCCGCCACACGCCAGCGGCCCGCACUUCACAUUAAUGCAGGAAACGGCUGUAAGAUGGCAGCGAUAAAAGACACACUCUCUUACCAUCUGUAGUCAGUGUUCAGUCCAAAGGGCCCUGAGUACCAGUCAGAGCUGGGAAUAUAAUCCCUGUGACAUGGAGCUGUCCCCUCAUGGUGAAUAGUGGCUGCUGUCACUAGGAGCCGGGCCCCUGGUGGCCCCUGUGGUUCAGACAGCUGAGGAGAGGCUCUGAGUAACUGAAGAUAGUAUCCAAAGACAAACACAGAGCUUACUGUACACUGUACAUCCUCAAUUGCCACUCGCUGGGAGACGGGCAAUAAUAACACACGCUUACAAAGGAAUUUAUCAUUACUACUAUUAUUAUUGUUAUGAUCCAAACUCUCAUGAAUGAGGAACUGCUGCAUUCAGUAAAUAUAAAUGAAUUAUCGUGCUUUAAGGUACACCUGUAAACCACGCUGUUUUAUAAAGAUGUAGAUUGACAUUCGCUGAUGGUGUUGACAGAUCGUCAUAGACGGUUCUGUUCCUUCUCCGGCUUUGCUGUUAUGAUGUAUUAUUGUAUAUUAACGCUUGGCUUAGCUCUCGAGGGCAUUCUUUCCCAUUAUGUCUUUUUGAUUUUCUGUUGUGUUCAUUUUCUGCACCUGUUUAGCUAUUGUAAAGCUUCCAGCUCUGAUUCCUAUACUGUAUUGCUAAUGCUGAAGUGUAUGUAUUUGAUCAUAUUAAGUGCUGCAGGUAUCUGGGUUUAAUCGGUUUUGUUUUGUCCUUUUUUUCAGUUUUCUUCAUAAAAACGUCUGGGACGAUGAUUUUUUAAGUGUAUUAUCUCUAAAAAAUUAAAUAAUUAAAGUUAGAUAAGUGGUUUAGGUAACACCUGUUUGUAUAUUUAUCUUAGCUAGGUCUAUUUUGAUACUUUUGUCUCUGUACUGCAUUUAUGCAUUUUUAAGGAAAGAAAAAGAAAAACUUACUGAAAACAAUGUAAAAAGUUGACUUCAUUAUGUAUUGAUGAUACCUCAGAAGGACUUUUCUCUAAGACAGGACCAAAACCUCAGAAAAAAAGAGAGAAAAAUAAUUGAAGAAAAUAUGUUGCUUUUGAAGAUGUAGCAAUGUUGAGGUGACGUUUUUGGUCCUUAAGGUGCCAAUAUGUGUCCUCUGAUCCCCGACCCCAGUCAUUCCUGGUGACCUUUAAGCCUCACAGCUGUCAAUCACUCCACAGGGCAACUGGGCGUGGCCCUGAGUCACACACCUGGUGACGUUUGUCCAAUCAGAAUCUUUGUUUUCUUAUAUUCCCAAACACACCGACACACACACAAACACACACAUUCUAAUGGCUUUCAGAAAUGCAGUUCAUCUUCCGUCAUGCACCGAAGGUUUUGUGAGUGGCCGUGGCACAUCAGCUAACAGACUACCACAACCGUAACCAAACCAAGCGCAGGCAUUGCUCUAGAGCAACACCAAGGUGAAUGUCCUGUAUUAGCAACGUAAUAUACCACAAGCUACUUCCUAUACCUCGAACCAUUCUACGCUAUCCCCAUCACUAUCAUCUCUCAGACGACCACUCUUCCUAUUGGAUCAUUAGUGACUCCGGGGUCCUACUUGGGCCCGCCCCCGCUCUAUGAUUGGACAGCUCUGAGGUGUCAUGUCGAGGAGAAGAGGUCUUAAAGGGGUGUUUCCCGAUGGUAUUAUUAACUUCUCGGCCCAGAAAAACUACCACUUCAGCUCUCCUCUGGUUGUAUCUUAGGAAUGUGUGUACAUUUUCAGCAGUGACUCUCUGUAACGUUACUUAGUUUCAGUUGACCUGUUUACCUCUCUUUUAUCUUUUUAUUUCAUUCUGUUUGUUUACUUUGUAAGUGUGACCCAGGCGAAGGGGUACAGUAGGAGCAGGCGGUGGUUUUUCAGACGGUCUAAAAGAGGUUUAAAAAAAGGCAACUGCCACUGAGACCUUUGCCCUUUCCCCCUUCCCUGGGUGGCCAUGUAAUGCCAGUCACUGCCCCUUUCCUCAUGCUGUAUAAAACACACACAUAUAUCUGUGUAUUUGUAACCUGAAUCUUCUUGUGUCUGUCCAUGCAGACAAUAAAACAGCUGUACAGUAGAUCUAGUUGCAUGUAAUCUGUACUAAUUAUUGACAAUGGCAUUAUAAAAUGCAAUAAAAUACUUAUUACACUGUC